This is a messenger RNA of Athene cunicularia (burrowing owl), 7087 nucleotides long. RefSeq names its product zinc finger and BTB domain containing 44 (gene ZBTB44). NCBI's taxonomy places the organism in Eukaryota, Metazoa, Chordata, Aves, Strigiformes, Strigidae. Bases 219 to 2018 code for a protein of 599 amino acids. The record is from RefSeq and is a predicted model, not a curated record. Gene Ontology annotation, molecular function: protein binding. The transcript is spliced from 6 exons.
ACUUUAAUUGGUGCGAACACUCCGAGCAGUCCCUUUCCAGAGGAAGGGAAUUUCCAGCCCUACUUUAGUCUCCCCAGGUGGAUGUUGCGUGGAUGCUGGCUUGUCAGGAGGGAGGAUCGCACUCGCUUUCCCACACAGGAGGUUUCGCGCUGGUUUUGUUUACAGGGAUACCUGUGAUCUCUCGUAUGUGGAAAGAACGCUAGCAGAAAGGUGAAAAAAUGGGUGUUAAAACAUUCACACAUAAUUCCCCUGCUCACAGUCAGGAGAUGCUGGGAAAGCUGAACAUGCUCCGCAACGAUGGACAUUUUUGUGAUAUCACCAUCCGCGUCCAGGACAAAAUUUUCAGGGCGCACAAGGUGGUUUUGGCAGCCUGCAGCGACUUUUUCCGUUCCAAACUGGUCGGCCAAGCAGAAGACGAGAGCAAGAGUGUAUUAGACCUACACCAUGUGACAGUGACUGGUUUUAUACCUCUUCUGGAAUACGCUUACACAGCAACACUAUCUAUUAAUACAGAAAACAUUAUUGAUGUGUUGGCAGCAGCCAGCUACAUGCAGAUGUUCAGCGUUGCUAGCACGUGCUCAGAAUUCAUGAAGUCCAGCAUUUUGUGGAAUACGCCCAACAGCCAGCAGGAGAAGGUGCUGGAUGCGGGACAGGAGAACAACGCAAACUGCAAUUUUACUUCUCGAGACGGCAGCCUUUCUCCGGUUUCUUCUGAGUGCAGCGUGGUGGAAAGAACCAUUCCUGUUUGCCGGGAGUCGCGAAGGAAGCGCAAAAGCUACAUCGUUAUGUCUCCCGAGAGCCCCCUUAAGUGUAACACCCAAACCAGUUCCCCCCAAGUGCUGAAUCCUUCAACUUCUUACCCGGAGUCCAGAAAUCAGCCUGUGGACUCAUCCUUAGCUUUUCCUUGGACUUUUCCUUUUGGAAUUGAUCGAAGACUUCAGUCUGAGAAGGUGAAGCAGGUGGAGAACUCUAGGACUUUGGAAAUGCCUGGACCCUCUGAGUCCAACAGAAGAAUUGCAGAUUACGUGACUUGUGAGAGCACAAAAGCCAAUUCUCCCCUGGUGAUUGAAGAAGACGUGCGUGUCAAAGUGGAAAGGUUAAGCGAUGAGGAGGUUCACGAGGAAGUAUCACAGCCCGUUAGCGCAUCCCAGAGCUCUCUGAGCGAUCAGCAGACGGUCCCAGGCAGUGAGCAAGUGCAGGAAGAUCUCCUGAUCAGCCCACAGUCUUCCUCUAUAGGCUCAAUAGAUGAGGGGGUUACGGAGGGAUUACCCACACUCCAAAGCACCUCUGGCACUAACGCUCACGCAGAUGAUGAUGAUCGCAGCACAGAGAGACCCAGCCCAAAUGGUCCAGACAGACCUUUUCAGUGUCCAACCUGUGGGGUCCGGUUCACUCGCAUUCAGAACUUAAAACAACACAUGCUCAUCCACUCAGGCAUUAAACCAUUUCAGUGUGACCGUUGUGGGAAAAAGUUCACCCGAGCUUACUCGCUAAAGAUGCAUCGCCUGAAGCACGAAGGUAAACGCUGUUUCCGGUGCCAGAUAUGUAGUGCCACUUUCACUUCCUUCGGGGAAUAUAAACACCACAUGCGGGUUUCCCGGCAUAUUAUCCGCAAGCCUCGGAUUUACGAGUGCAAAACAUGUGGCGCCAUGUUCACCAACUCUGGAAAUUUAAUCGUUCACCUGAGGAGCUUGAACCAUGAAGCAUCAGAGCUAGCAAACUACUUCCAGAGCAGUGACUUCCUAGUACCGGACUACUUAAACCAGGAACAAGAAGAGACCCUCGGGCAGUAUGAGCUAGGGGAGCAUGGCUUUGAAAGCAACUCUUCUGUCCAAAUGCCUGUCAUUUCACAGGUGUCGUCAACUCAGAAUUGUGAAAGCACUUUCCCCUUGGGGUCUCUGGGUGGGUUGGCAGAGAAGGAAGAAGAUGUGCCAGAGCAGCCAAAGACUAACGCCACUGCUGAGGCAGCCGCAGGUGACGCUCCGAAACCGGAGCUGUCAUCUAUUACUAUUGAAUAAUUCAUGGUUUGGUUUCAUUUUUGUUCUUUGGAAAGUGCCUGUGUUUGGUCCUGUACAUUUUAAUUUAAUUUUUUUAAAAAGUGGGGAGAUUUUCCCUUUUUACUUUGUAAGCUACGCUUUAAACAGAAAACUGCAACAGAUGUUACAUUAUUUUUCAUGACUGAAUGCUCACUUCUGUGAAAAUAUUUAAGACUGAAUGCACAAAAAGAUCUUGUCAGAACAUCAUGGAAGCUGUGAUACACUUCUAAAGAAGAACAACUGAUUCAGAUCACUUUAACUAUUUCUUCUUCCACAGUUAGAGCAGCUCAUUAAGUUUCUCUUGCUUCUGCAGACCCUCUGGUUAAGGGAGAGAAAUCAGAGGAAACCUUUUUAAAAUGACAAACAAAAGGAUGCAUUGGAAAUCAUUAUUGAACAGUUUUGACUAGUUUUGAGUGGAUGCUUUAAUCUUCUGCAUAAAAAAAAAUGACACUUCCUAUCUCUGUGCCUGCUGUUUUUCAAAGCGCUUACUGUAACCCUUUUCUUGGAAAUGGUAAGCAUUUUUGAAACUAACAGCCACACGCUUUUUAAAAACACGUUGUCCCUUUUCAUCUCAGAUGAAUCACUUUUGACAAACCAAGUGAUGUCAUGCCAGGUAUUCCUACUUCUUAUAUUCCAGCCCUUUUAGAAACCGCUUGAUCAAAUAGUCUGGCCAGAUUUGCCCAUCUAAGGUUAGACGUGGAAAUAGUAUGGUCAGGAAAAGUCUAAUGGUACAAAAAGAAUGGAGGAUGUUAGAAAAGUAUAUAUCCGUGCAAGCCUGACAAACAUCUCAUGACUGUAUCUUUCUGUAGAAGGGGAACCACAUGUGAAAAUGCAGGUUUUCCCAAACUGAAAUUCUUAAAUCAUGGCCAGACUGCAGUUCUGGUCACUUCCCCCUAUCAUAUAUACUGUAUUUUUACUAAUCGUCAAAAGCUAGCUAGAGAGAGUUUACAGAUGGGAAAAAAUGAACUCUUUUAUGGAUUGUUGCACAUUUUUUUUAUUUAUACAUAUGCAUGUAUAGUUUCUGAGAUUUUUACUAGUCUGUUUUGGACAAAACAAGCAAUUUAUUCUCUUUAGAGGCCAACUUUCUAACCCAACAGGGGGUUGUUUACAAAAAGCCUAUAUAGCAAUGAUGAAUUGUUCCUGUUUCAAAACAUUUAAAAUCCUUGCCAACUCGGUUUAUUAAAGGCCAUUACUCCAGCUACACACACAGCUCAAGUAAGCAAUAAAUUGAAAGAUUUGCAAUUUCAUUUUUCCGUAUUUAGAAAAAGCUGCAAAUUUCGGGUGCGGGAUUUUCAGAGCAGUGAGUCCUGUUUUGUUGAGGCUGUUUGGGCUAUAGUACUGCUUUGAAACCUGAAUUAGGAAAUACAUUAGGAGGUUUGUGAUUUUUUUUUUUCUUAUUGCUUCUGAAGUUAACUAAGUGUUUGAUGCCAGAUGCCUGUCGCCUACUGAUGACAUGCUGAGCGAGUAGGUAUUACUUGAUCUUAGGAUUCCAAAGGCAUGAUAUACUCCCUUAGUUUUGAAUCUUGUUUUUUUUUUAAUUGUUGUUUGCUGUCUGGAUUUGUUUUACGCGAACACGAGGAGGAAAUGAAACCAAUAGACAGGUUGCUUCUGAAGAAACAGAAGACACAAAAGUUGUAUUUUACUGCAAGAUCAAUUUGCAUUCAGUUAGCUUAGGCAGCUCUGAUACUCCAUAGGCCUGAGUUGUUUCUACUAAUAGCCAAUUUUUCUAAGGAAAAAAGUUUCUUGCCCUUUGGAAAAAGCUUAAAGGGUUUCAGUGACUUUUAACAUUUUUUUCUCUGAUGUGUUUUAGGUAAAAAAACACACAUUUUAGUUAAAUAGAGCAAAACCAGUGGGAUUUAAGUCUUUUGCAGGUUACUGGAAUGAAGUUUCUCCACCAGAUCCAAAGGGUGUUUUAGAAACAUGCUGCAAAGAAGUUCUCUGCUACAAUUCAGUCUUGUAUGUCUACCUUUGUAAGUGGUCUUAAAAGGGCUUGAAGGAGAAAUUCUUUUUUUGGGAUGCUGUACUGUGAAUUAGUCCAGUGUCUGUUGAUGGGCUGAAUUUAAAGACCAGUUCUCUUCCACUUCUGAUUUCUGUAACUGAGAAGCCAGUGAGACAAAACAAUGCCUUUUGCUGAGUUUUAUCCUGAAUUAUAGGGCUAUGACACUGAACUCAAAUACGUCCUUUUCUUUCUUUCAGAUGAGUGUUACUCCACUUUCAAGGUAUAUGUGAAUCCUUGGGGAUUCAUGUAGUAAAAAGUACUUCAUGUAGAAACACAUUUCCAGACUGUACAGAUAAAGUAAUCAAAGGUGGUCAGGUAUAGAUGGACAUAAUCUUCUGUUAGACUCUGAUAAUUUUCACCCAUUAGAUAUUUUGCGAAACAGUUUAUUAGUAAGAAAAUAUGCAAAUACACAACAGACAUAUCUGGAUAUUAGAUUUUUAAGGCUUAAAAUUUUGUGUCAGAAGGCAAACUGCUUUCUGAAUACCAAAGAGAAGGGGGAAAAAAGUUAAAAAGACUUUGUAGCUCUAAUCUGUUCUUCCUUGAAAAGAAAAGAGUAUCAUUAACUGUUAACAGCUUGGUACAAGGCAAGUCAUGGGUUUCAUUGUUCAUUGCACUGUGUUACACGUUAUCUUUUGAAGCCUGUAAUCUCUGCAUAACAUCUUAAUUUAGUUCUCACUUUUCAGUCUGAUUCAACUGCAGGAACAAUAGUUCUUGGAGGAUUUUUUUGUUUGUUUGUUUUAGGGUUGGAUUUACUUGUUAAUUUUCCUGUUUGUAAUUGUUUCUUGUUAAUAUCUCUUUUCUCCAUAGAAGCGAACACAGAUUAAAUGCAAAUAUCGUUUUAUUUCUCUUCCCUAUCUUGUUGGAAGUGUUGAGUUCUUUGAAAUGCGGGUGUUCUUCACAGGAGAGAUGUAAAAACACAGGCAUCUUAAAACAAUCUCUGUUGCUAAUAUGCUUAGAUUCCAAAUUGAGAGACACAGAUAUCUAACUAAACUAGAAGAAACUUGCCUUAAACUACAUUUGGGAUUAAACCUAAAGCAUAAUUUUCUUUCAGUACAUUAUGAGAGGGUUUUGAACUCUGGGCUGCAUUUUUCUUUUUUUCUAUUUUUUUUUCCUACCCCCAACCAAAACAGUAUUUGGUAUGCAUUUAUAUUUCUGCUUGACAAGGAUCACAGAAUCACAGAACAGUUGAGAUUGGAAGGGACUCUGGAAGUGAUCUAGUUCAACUAGUGGAGCUAGAGGCUUAAAUCUAGUUCAACACCCCACCCCACCCCACCACACCCCCCCGCUCAAAGCAGAGUCAGCAAGAACAGGUUGCUCAGUCCAGUCGGAUUUCAAAUAUCUGCAAAGAUGGACACUCUCCAGCUUCUCUGGGAAACCUGUUCCAGUGCUUGACCACCCUCACCGUAAAAAAGAUUUUAUUAUGUUUAAGUGGGAUUUCUUGUAUUUCAGUUUGUGCUCACUGAGAAGGGCCUGGCACCAUCUUCUUUGCCCCCUUCUAUCCAGUAGUUUUACGUAUUGAUAAGAUCCCUCAAGCCUUCUCCAAGCAAAACAGUCUGAUGACUCUCAGCCUGUAUGGCAGAUGCUCUAGUCCCUUCAUCAUCUUUGUGGCCUUUACAAAUUGUUUAGAAUUUCUUCCAACUGGCUUACACGUAUGACCCAUUGCAGCAGUUCCUUUGUCGAUGAUUAGUCUCCAGAUUCAUUCACAAAGUGAUUUAUGUCUUGCUUUUGCAUGUCCUUCUCCCAUGUGGCACCAAUCUUUGCACUCAGUGGAAAAUCCUUUCCUCACCCAUCUAUGUUGCAAGCAGAGUGCCUUCACUACCACAGAACUAGCAAGGUUCUGCUGUAUGCCGGGGACCCCGAUUCUCAGAGUCUGUGCAGGGUCUUUACUCCUUGCAUAUUGUGUGUCAGUACGUCUGAUGGGAACAAUAGGAAAGGAAGGGAUAUGUUUUUUUCCUGAUUUAACACGGUGUUUUGGGAGAGGGGGGAAAAAAAUCAGCAGUUUUCUAUUUCCCCACAGAGAGCGGAAGAAAAAGAAGUGGUGUUUUAGCUGUGCAGGAGGUUUGGCCAAGUUGUAAGGGUUUGUUUUGUUUUUUGGUGCAGACACAUAGCACAACUCCCCUGGAGAUCCAUGGGGGAUGCCUACACAUUUAGCAAAUGAAGUUCCCCAUCAGAACUGCUUGUUGCUGUUCUUACACCACAUUAAAAGAAGAUGUGUGUUCCUGAUGAUUUGUCUGUCUCGCUACAGUUGGAGUUCAGUUGUCAGGCUCGCAGAUACUGUGGUCAAGUCUCUCAUACUGAGAGAUUAGUAGACUAGGUUAUUGAAAAUGGUUCUGGGUUCACAUGUAUCUUGAGUCUAAAAGGUGUGAAUUUAAACUUUUUAAAAAAGUAAUAGCUGCCAAUGCAGUAAAAUAUAUUUUGUAAGACUAUGAUCCCUAUAUGUCCCUUACGGGAUAAAAUUUUAUUGUUUUUAAGCUAUGGUUUAAAGUUUUUAUAUGAGGGCUUCAGUUGCUUCUUGGUUGCUGGCUUUCCCCUCCAGCCCCAGGAUGUAAGAGCACUGAGACUAUUGCCGGUCUCUCUCUGAGACAAACCAUGAAGCAUUUUAUAUGCAAAUAGAACGGGAGCUUUGUGCACCCUGCAGGGAUGGAGAAAAUGCAGAUGUAGGAGCACCUGUUGCUCCUACAUCCAUUGCAACUUCCACACCAUCAGAAUAUGGAAAAUAGCUAAUUUUCAUUCCAAUCGAUUAAGUUCGAGUUUUGCUUACAAGGUGAAACCCAGUUUUGGAGGGUUCUCAUCUCCAAGUAUGGACAUAAUAAAUUCCAUAGCAUCUUGAUGACAGAUAAGAGGGUUCAAGGCUGGAUGGUGCCUCAGCCACAUCAGAGGCCCCUAGCAAAUAGAGGUCGGCUCAAAGUAUUUGAGGAAAUGUACCAUAAAAAACAAAUGUGAAUUUUUUUUAAUGCAACAGUACUUACUGCUCUGGGUUUUUGUUAACUCAAUGUGUGCUAUCACAGUAAUUCAGUGUCCCACAGGUCUCAACUGCAAAUCUGGUUGCACU